Molecule: messenger RNA, 1398 nt
Organism: Lutzomyia longipalpis
Lineage: Eukaryota; Metazoa; Arthropoda; Insecta; Diptera; Psychodidae
Gene: Ran
Product: GTP-binding nuclear protein Ran
Exons: 3
Coding region: 196-843 (215 amino acids)
Biological process (GO): ribosomal subunit export from nucleus; protein import into nucleus
Cellular component (GO): cytoplasm; nucleus
Molecular function (GO): GTPase activity; GTP binding
Source: RefSeq, a predicted model, not a curated record
UCAUGUUCAUUUUGAAAUAAACGACAUUCUCAUGUUGGCAACACUAAUUUGCACGCUGUGACACCCCAGUGUUAUUUGACGUGCCCGGUCCUCGUGUUUUACAAUUCAACUUUGCCCCGCAAAUUCAGAUUUCUUGAGAAAAGAAACUAAGAGAUCACCUGAGGUAAAAGAAUAAAAAGAGAAGAAAGCGCGAGGAUGUCAACUGAUGCGGAUAUACCGACUUUCAAAUGCGUCCUGGUUGGCGAUGGCGGUACCGGAAAGACCACCUUCGUGAAGCGGCACAUGACGGGUGAGUUCGAGAAGCGGUACGUGGCCACCCUCGGCGUGGAGGUGCACCCCCUCGUCUUUCACACAAACCGCGGCGCUAUCCGCUUCAAUGUGUGGGAUACGGCUGGUCAGGAGAAAUUCGGCGGGCUACGUGAUGGCUACUACAUCCAAGGUCAGUGCGCUAUCAUCAUGUUCGAUGUGACAUCCCGCGUCACCUACAAGAACGUUCCAAACUGGCACCGAGACUUGGUGCGCGUCUGCGAGAACAUCCCCAUCGUGCUCUGUGGCAACAAAGUCGACAUCAAGGAUCGCAAAGUCAAAGCCAAGAGCAUUGUUUUCCACAGGAAGAAGAACCUCCAGUACUACGACAUCUCAGCCAAGUCGAACUACAACUUCGAGAAGCCCUUCCUUUGGCUCGCCCGGAAACUUGUUGGUGAUCCGAAUUUGGAGUUUGUGGCGAUGCCAGCCCUUCUGCCGCCUGAGGUGAAGAUGGAUAAGGCGUGGCAGAUUCAGAUUGAGAAGGAUCUGCAGGAGGCACAGGCUACGGCUCUGCCCGAGGACGAUGAAGACCUGUAGAGCACCAUCUUCGUUUAUUUUUUCUUCUCUGUUUCGUCGCGAUCUUCAUCCCCACCACAACGCGGGAAACUGGACGACGAUUCACAGCUAAUUACAUACAUAAUUUACUCAAAGAAAAUAAAAUAAAAGAGAAAUUAAGAAUAGAACAUUUGGAAAGAAAAAAAAAUAAGAGAAAAUACGGGAUUCAGCAUAGCAGCAGUUUUACGUCCUGCGAGGUUAAUUUAUCUGGCUCUCGGGGGGAAGGGGUUAAUUUUUUUCUUUCUACUUUUCAUUUUUGUUUAAACAUAAUUGUGCGAAAGAUUGAAAUUCAUGAGAGAAAAUAAAAAGAAAUACAUUUGUGAAUUAAUUAAAUUUGUUGUAUUUUCUUUUUUUUUUCAAUUUGUUAGAAUUCUUAUUAGGCCAGAUAAAUAACCUUUGCGCGAUUUUUUUUUGUUUCUUAAACUGGAUGGAAAUGUUUGAGGAGAGCAGUGAGAGAGAGAAAGAAUUGUAAUCUCUAAUUGGCUUUUUUUAUUUAGUUUCUUCCUUAAAAACAAAAUACAUUUCCGUGAAUUCAGA